AUGAACAUGGAGGAGGACUUCAGGAGCGUUGAGCUGGAGGGUGCUGAGGCGCAGAUCGAGAUCACCAGAGUUGGUCGCACGCGAUCCUACGCUGAGGGCAAGGCGCUCCCACUUGAAUGGCGACAGAUCUUUGCUCAGCCCAAGGAGAAGGGACCCAAGGGACCCAAAGGCAAAGGCAAAGCCACUCCCACUUCGGCUACACCUGCGCAUGGACCUGAUCCACCUGCAGACCAGAACAUUGAGGUGGACGACGGGAACAACGACGAGCGUGGCUUGGAUGGGAAAACUAAGCCAAAAACUCCAGAGGCGCCAUCCAAGCGAUGCAAGACCACUUCGCAUGGUAUCCCAUUGGGAAUGGAGCUCAAAGACAACCCGGGAGCCGGGAACUGUCUCUUUGCCGCUGUUGCCGAUGCGCUUGAAGCUCAAGGUCGCUCAAAGCGCUCCCCUGCUGAGAUUCGCAACCUUGCAGUGACCCACCUUCGCACCCAUGCUCGGUCCUAUGAAGGCUUCUGGAAGGGAGACGCCCCGAGCGCCGAGGGCGCUGACAUGAAGGUGAAAGGAUUUGCAGAGUACCUCCGGUUGCUCGCUCGCGAUGGUGCAUGGGGUGGUUCGAUAGAAGUCGCUGCCCUUGCUGCGACCCUGGCGCAGCCGAUCUUCGUGUUUCGGCCGGAGGAGGCCGACGGCGUGAGGGUGUUCAAUCCCUCAGCCAAGGGCAAGCCGCUUGCUCUCUGGUUCAUGAACCGCCACUACCAGGCGCUGAUCGGAGCAGUUGGCCCCGCGGACCGGGCCAAGGCUACGGCCGCUCCAAUAGGCAAUGCCGCUGAUCGCGGCGGAGUCCCGGCCCCGAGCACUCUGGGAGGACACACGAGCGUGUUGGGGGGCCGGACGCACAAUGGCGCGAAGCUUAGCGCCAUCGGCGGCUGCACAAAGUCUGGCACCGAGCGGAAAAGCAGAUCCCACUGGUACGAUCCUUCACCAGCCGAGGUGCGCACCCUGUCCUCAAGCUCGGCUAUGCGAUCUCCGGCCCUUUCUUUGCCAGGGAGCGUUGCGGAUCCGGAUGCGGUUGAGGUCCCGAGCAAGUCCAAGUACGCCUUCCAUGGCACUUUCAAGUAUGAGUGUGACCUCUGCCCUUUCGCUGAGCUCUAUGAGACCCGCGGACAAGCCAGUCGCGGGCGUUUGAGCCACAUGCGGCGCGCUCAUCCUGAAGUUCGCAAGCAAGUGGCCCGAAAGCACCAGCGCCCCCCUUUGGUUUUGGCUGGAAGCGGCCAGCUUCUCGCAUGGGUUUGCCCAUACUGCAAGAUGGGUUGGCCCCAGGAUGAGGUUGCUGAUAAGCCGAGCAAGCUUCUCACGAAGUGGCGAGCUGAGCAUCAUGCCGAAGGUCACCCCCGUGUUUCGCAUGGAGCUUGGCAGAAGGCUCUGAGGAAGGAAGGGAUGGGCCCGAAAUUUAGGGCGCAGCGACGAGUUUUCAACCUCAACAAAUAUAUGGCAGUGCCCUUUCGCAUGCAGGAUAUGCAGAACGCUGGUUUUCAGGCCUUCACCUGGCCACGUGUGGUUGUGCGAGAAAAGACUAAGCGCGCCAAGCCAGAAGGUAAGGGUGCGGCGUUGCAACUUCUUCGGUCCUGGGUGUGCAAAACUUGCCGUGCCGUUUUCCGCGUCCUGAGAGAGGCCAAGCUGCACAGGUGUGGUGCGCACCACUAUGGUCAGGCCGCGGCUUACAAGCUUCGGCUGAAGCGGCUUGAGGAGGCAAGAAAGUGGGCGGAGGAUCACUUUGAGGCGCACGGUGUGCCGCUGGAGACACUUCGGUCCACUUUCAGCGAGACAAAGGUCGUCUUGCUUGGCGCCCCAAAAUCCAGUCGCCAUGAUUAG
Molecule: messenger RNA, 1866 nt
Organism: Effrenium voratum
Lineage: Eukaryota; Dinophyceae; Suessiales; Symbiodiniaceae
Source: the annotation of a GenBank genome assembly